AUGGACAAAGAAAGGCAGGUGCACGAGAUGCCUCCGGAAGGAAGGCUGGUAUCGGGGCUGAGAGGAGUAGGUGGCAAGGAAAUAAAUGUCCUUGUAAAAUGGAAGAUUGAAGUAGAUGAAGAAAAUGCUUUCUUAGCUGUCUUGCAGCUAAGCUUAAGAAUUCUGGAUGUCCUGGAGUACAUCCAUGAGCACGAGUACGUGCGUGGAGAUAUCAAGGCCUCGAAUCUUCUUCUGAGCUACAAGAACCCUGAUCAGGUGUAUUUGGUAGAUUAUGGUCUUGCUUAUCGGUACUGCCCAGAAGGAGUUCAUAGAGAAUAUAAAGAUCAUCCCAAAAGAUGCCACGAUGGCACUACUGAAUUCACCAGCACUGACGCACACAACGGUGUGGCCCCAUCAAGACGUGGUGAUUUGGAAAUACUUGGUUAUUAAUGCAUGAUCCAGUGGCUUAGUGGCCAUCUUCCUUGGGAGGAUAAUUUGAAGGAUCCAAACUAUGUUAGAGAUUCCAAAAUUAGAUACAGAGACAAUACUGCAAGUUUGAUGGAGACAUGUUUUCCUGAGAAAAGCAAGCCAGGUGAAAUUGCUAAAUACAUGGAAGCUGUGAAAUUACUGGAUUAUACUGACAAGCCUCUUUAUCAGAAGUUCCACGAUAUUCUUUUGCAAGGACUAAAAGCUGUAGGGAGUAAGGAUGACAGCAAACUGGACUUCUGCAUUGUGGAGAAUGGAAGUUUGAAAGCAAAAGCAGUAGCAAAGAAGAGAAAGAAAGACGUGGAAGAAAGCACAGAAUCUAGUGUUGAAGGUAUGGAAUGCUCACGUUCUCAGGUGGAGGAGGUCCCACAAAAACCUGUAAGAACCAGAAAGAGAAACCAGAAGUAAAUCACCUGCUCAGAACCAACUUUUCUUCCUUUUCAUUUGCCUUUUUCUCCCUUUGUGUUUUGUUUUAUUUUCAUGUGCAUCUUGUGGGGUGGGAAUAAUAAUUAAAACCUUUGUCUUUGAAAAACAAAAAUUUUUUUAUUAAAUGAAUACUUUGUACUAUUCAUAGAGGCUAAUUUAUGAGUUUCAAAAACCUUCAGGUUGUACUUGUUAGCUACCAUACUUGAGUGGUUUUGUUUUGUUUGCUACCAUAA
Molecule: messenger RNA, 1124 nt
Organism: Heterocephalus glaber (naked mole-rat)
Lineage: Eukaryota; Metazoa; Chordata; Mammalia; Rodentia; Bathyergidae
Source: RefSeq, a predicted model, not a curated record